UUUUUAAGACACAGAGAAUUCCUAGAUUUUUGUCCAAGCUUUCACACUCCCUUCUUUGCUACUACUCUCACACACUACUUUCACUCUCAAAAACACAUACACAUUAUUACACACACACACAUCUUGUUCUUCAAGUUCAUUCAUCUGUAUAGUCUGCUUACAUGUUGUGAUGUUUAGUAAAAUGAAGAUGAGGGUUCCAUUAGGGGCAGUCAUUGGAAGAUUUCCCUUUUCUUCUUCAAGUAAUAAUAAUGGUGGCCAAGAUGAAAAUCUUGAAGUGGGUGAUGUCAUUAGGCAUGAUAGAAAGUGUAGAGACAUACCUUUUCUUGUUCUCUUCAUUGCAUUUUGGAUUGCUUUUAUUGUUAAUUCAAGUUUUGGGUUCUAUAAAGGCAACCCUUUAAGGCUUACUCAUGGUUUGGACUACAAAGGGAAUCUAUGUGGUGACAAGAGUGGACGUCCCAAUCUUCAGGGGUUGGGAGUGAGAUAUUGGGUGAACCCUAAUCAAGUAUUUGAAAGUGGCUUCAAAGAUAUGCAUGCAGACUUGGAAGAUUUUAAAAGCAUUUGCUUGAAGGAUUGUCCUGUGCCAUCUGAAGAUACUCUCAAGUGGGUGUGUAAUUAUCCAGAAGGUGAUGAUAUUCGACUGUCAAUGGAUCAAUGGGUGACUCGGGAUUACGAUUAUUUUUCCUUUUUAACCCCUGAUAUGAGAAAAUCUUCCCUGCAACUCCUUGGUCCAUGCUAUCCUGUGCUUUUUCCAAGUGUAAAUGUUUUGUGGAGUUGUGAGUUCAUGGAACGCAAAUCAAACGUAUCUCUUCAACAGUGGCACCAGAUGGGUGGACAAACGGUUGAUGACGGCAUGAAUUUAGAUAAAGCAGUUCACAAGUCUAUUAACUCGCAGUCAUCCGUCUUCAAGCGUUAUGUUGCGGAUAUUGGAAAAGCAUGGCCAGUGCUCAUUGUCUGUGGAGGGAUCAUACCUCUAAUUAUAUCAGUGGUGUGGCUAGCCAUGAUUCAACGUCUUUUUGCUGCAAUGACUUGGAUAACUGUCGUCCUUUUUGAUGUUCUCAUUAUUUCCGUCACUAUGUUCUUUUAUUUGAAAGCUGGAUGGAUCGGAAAUGAUGCGAUCUCCCCAAUCAUUGGCCAGCAUGACCCGUACUAUCACUUAUCUGGUCGGGAAAGAGGCCAUCUUCAUUUUGCUGCAGUUCUUAUGACGAUUAUUAUGGCGGUAGCCAUCCUUACAUCUAUUGCAAUUGCACGACGUAUUGUUAUGGCAACCUCUGUACUCAAGGUUGCGUCUAAGAUCAUUGGAGAAGUAAGGGCUUUAAUUAUUUUCCCAGUUAUGCCAUAUGCCCUUCUUGCGAUCUUUUAUAUGAUUUGGAUUUCUGCAACUCUUCACCUCCUUAGCUCUGGUCAAGUUAUCAGAGAUAGAUGCAAUGCCAAUUGUUGUGCUUAUGAUCUCCAGUUGAAGCAAGUGAAUUGUGAACGUUGUUGUGGACAUACCAUCCACUACACUCCUCAUAUAGGGCUUGCUAUUUUAUUUCACCUCUUUGGGUGGUAUUGGGUCACACAAUUUGUCAAGGCUUUCUCUUCAACUGUUAUUGCGGGAUCCGUUGCUUCUCAUUAUUGGUCCCGGGGUGAAGUUCUUCAAGAAAUUUCAUUCCUUCCUAUAUUCUCGUCGUUAAAGAGGCUUGUGCGGUAUAAUAUUGGAUCGGUUGCUAUUGGUUCUCUUAUAGUUUCAGUCAUUGAGUCGUCAAACCGGAUACUAAAGCCGCUUCGCCGGAAACUCAUGGAUAUUGAUACCAGGACUCACAAUCGGGUCGGAAAAGCUUUAUCUGUUUCCUCCCAUUAUGCCCUUAUUUCAAUUGAGUGGAUCAUCAGAUCAGUGAACCACAAUGCUUACAUAAUGAUUGCCAUCACAGGUGAAAGCUUUUUUUCAGCAUCUGCAAUGGCGACAGAGUUAAUUAAGAACAAUAUUCUUCGAAUAGGGAAAGUGAAUGUCAUUGGAAAUGUUAUUCUUUUCCUAGGGAAGUUAUGUGUUAGCCUAGCUAGUGCUUUUUUUGCAUUCCUUAUGUUGGAGACUCACACAUAUAAAUCCGCACACGACAAGGUCUCCUCACCGCUGAUUCCGGUGCUAGUAUGUUGGGGACUUGGUUUCGUGGUAGCAACCCUCUUUUUUGCUGUGGUAGAGGUAUCGAUAGAUACCAUCAUACUUUCGUAUUGUCAAGAUUCUGAGGAGCAUAGAGGAAGUACACAAUAUGCUACUCCUCUUCUCAUGGAACCCCUUAGUGACCAUAAUGAGAUGGAUAGACAUGACCAAUGACCAAGUUGAUGAUUAUGGCAUUAGAACAUGAGUAAGUAUAUCAUGAUUCAUGAACGGUCAAGACCACAUGACAUGGUGAUGCAUGUGCAUGUGUAGAGAUUAGAGAAGAUCACGGCAUCAUGCGUUAAGGUCACACAGGUUACUGAAACUUGAGGUUUCGAUUAUUAGGAAUUACGCAGAGUUUAUCUCUAGAAUGUGUUGUAUGUAUUAUAAGGUAAUCAUAGCUUCCAUCUUGUCAUUAUGUAUAUGGAUUUUGCACAUUUCGCUCUAAGUUAAUGCAGUUCUUGAUUUAGUUGCAA
Erigeron canadensis is the source of this 2610-nucleotide messenger RNA. RefSeq names its product choline transporter protein 1-like. Gene Ontology annotation, cellular component: membrane. Bases 170 to 2311 code for a protein of 713 amino acids. Gene Ontology annotation, molecular function: transmembrane transporter activity. The transcript has 11 exons. Lineage: Eukaryota; Viridiplantae; Streptophyta; Magnoliopsida; Asterales; Asteraceae. The record is from RefSeq and is a predicted model, not a curated record. Gene Ontology annotation, biological process: transmembrane transport.